Molecule: messenger RNA, 1730 nt
Organism: Aspergillus steynii IBT 23096
Lineage: Eukaryota; Fungi; Ascomycota; Eurotiomycetes; Eurotiales; Aspergillaceae
Product: thiol-specific monooxygenase
Exons: 4
Coding region: 257-1681 (474 amino acids)
Molecular function (GO): NADP binding; flavin adenine dinucleotide binding; N,N-dimethylaniline monooxygenase activity
Source: RefSeq, a predicted model, not a curated record
CGGUGAUCCACAGGAGCCUUUAUGGACAUGACUCGAGUCAUUAGAAGAGUCCAGUCACCGUACCGAAGGAGUCCGAAUAACGAACCAGAGUCGAACCAGUUCUUAUCAUCAAAUCCCGGACACUUACUUUCGGGUACUCAAGCCCAGCCUCUGUGCUCCAUACUGCGCCCACCUCCGGUCUCGGACUUUCGCCAUGAGCAUAUUAUGAGCGCUGUAUAUCGAACGCAUUUCUAGGAUCUUCCAGUGUCAUGCCAGAAUGACUAAACCCAUCCGUCGGGUGGCCGUGAUAGGCGCCGGACCCGCAGGGGCCAUCGCGACAGAUGCUUUGGUGAAGGAGCAAGCAUUCGACACCAUUCGAGUGUUCGAACGACAGGAUAUACCGGGAGGGACAUGGGUAUGGACUCCGGCAACCAGCCGGCGCAUUCCGUCGUUGCGCGACCUGCUCAAACAGCGCCUUGAUCGGGGCGUGCCUCUUCCCGGCAGUUUUCCUUGCCAAACGGAGGUCGCCGAGGCGAUUAAUUCAUCUCAACUCCGAUUCGCAGAUACUGGAGCGCACGAGCACCUGCACAGCAACCUCCCGCCAGGCAUCAUGUGCUUCACGCAAGAACCGAUCCCGGCCAGGCUGUCUGAGCGAACGGUGACUCGCUACGGCCAGGACUCGCCGUUCCGGCAUCGUGAAGUGAUACGCGAGUGGGUUGGGGACAUUUUCACUCGGGGCAAUCACCAUGAUCUGGUCGAGUUUGGGACGACGGUCGAACAAGCAGAGCAUACGGGCGAUGAAUGGGUUCUUACCCUGCGCAAGACGCUCAAAUCGACCAACAACCUGUGGUGGCAAGAGCGAUUCGACGCAGUAGUCGUAGCUACAGGCCAUUACUACCUGCCUUACAUCCCCGAUAUUCCAGGUCUUGCUGACUUCGACGAGAGCUUCCCUGGAAUAGUCCAGCAUAGUAAGCAUUAUCGAAAUGCCGAAGAUUACGGCGGGAAGCGAGUCAUUGUAGUUGGAGGUUCCGUAUCGGCCUUUGACGCGAUCCAUGACAUCCGACAGGUGGCCUCCAAGCCGGUGAUCUCCUCGCUGCGUCAACCUUCUCCGCUGUUUGGGACUGCUCCAUUCACGCAUCCCGACAUCGACAACCGGCCUCAGAUCGCAAGAUUCGACGCCGAGACGGGCACAGUGCAUUUUGCGGAUGGGUCAUCGACCGACGCGGUGGAUGUGGUUCUGUUUGCGACUGGCUACGAUUUUAGUUUCCCCUUCUUGCCCGAGUUGCAGGGGCCGCACAAGCGAGUUCCGGGGUUGUAUUAUCAUGUAUUCAGCAUUGAUCGGCCAAAUCUCGCCUUCAUCGGCAUGGUGACUGGCGGCUUUGGAAUCCGGGUCUUUGAAUGGCAGGCCGUCGCCACAGCGCGCAUGUUUGCCGGUCGCGCAACCCUGCCCUCGCACGAAGAGAUGAAGAUGUGGGAGCAGGAUCGACUGGCGACUCGCGGCGACGGCGCGCCUUUCUGGACUUUGAUGCCAGAUUUCGAAACCUAUUUCGAGCAGUUAAGAUUGCUGGCAGGUGACCCAGCUCCAGGCUCAACGGGUCGAACGUUGCCCAAGUAUGAUCCGGCGUGGGCGGAGGCAUUUUGGCAGUUGAUCGAGAGGCGGAUCCAGUGGUGGACGGGCGAGAGCCAGGCGGCCAGUAGAUAGAUCUUAGAUCCACCGGACAGGGGCCAAUGCUAGCAUCCGGAGUAGAUCG